Molecule: messenger RNA, 2227 nt
Organism: Cryptococcus deneoformans JEC21
Lineage: Eukaryota; Fungi; Basidiomycota; Tremellomycetes; Tremellales; Cryptococcaceae
Product: calcium activated cation channel, putative
Exons: 19
Coding region: 119-1963 (614 amino acids)
Source: RefSeq, a predicted model, not a curated record
UGAUAUCGUCACGCGUCAUCAUCACGUUCUUUCUGCAAUAAUAGCAUUACUACCGAAUUGAUCGUCCGAUCUUAUCAUCCCAGAAGCUCCGUUUCCUCACAAACUCUCCACCAUCAGCAUGGGAGACGCUCUGGCUGUCGAGGAGCAGCGUUCUGUCCUUAGCUUCAGGUCUUCUGCUCCAGAGCCGGACACGAUAACGAAGCUUGUCAAGCGAUGUCGAGCCAUGAUCGUCAAACUUUUACCUGUGGAAGUUGAGCUUUCCCAGAUUACAGAUGCUACUAGUAGUGUUAUUACGCCCCAGGUCAUUACCUCGUUCGCCAAAUCUGGCGGAGAUUUUGAGGAAGCAGUUCCUUUUGCACUGCUCAGAGCCAAGGCAAUGCUCAUGAAUGAAGCUUAUAAAAAUCCGGCAGAUUACGACGAGAAUUUGUGUAGAGCUACAGCGGCAGAGGUACUAGCGCGUAGGAUUGUUCAUAAUCUACCAAUUGAUAAGUUGGAGAGCGUAAUGAGUACCAGAUACCGAUAUCGCGAGAGCGACGGGGAUGAAUCGGCUCCUAGUAGUGCUCUGGAGACGGCCAUCGAUCAGCAUGGUACAAUUUUCUUGUCUUCAUCUGAGGCUCAACACGUCGUGAACUGCCUAUGGAGAGGUGAUUGGAUCCAACGAAACAAUGAUAACAUGGAUAUCGAUUACGUUCCAUAUCAACUGGCGGAAUCCAGUAGCUUCUGGGCCCAUCUCAAUCCCGACCGCAUGUCAGUCCCAAGAUACCAGUCAACGUUUAAGAUCGUGGUAUGGUCCAUAUUUCUUUUUGUCUAUUCGCAAAGUGUCGAGAGCCCCCUAGAGUCAUUCAACUCGGAGAGAAACUGGGAUGGUUACGAAAUUGUUUUAUAUGUGAUGGCCGUUGCGUUUUUGAUCGAAGAGAUUGUUAAGAUGUCCAAAAUUAUACGAAUUGCACCCAGACCAAUGACCACAGUGGGAUUCUGGACCAUCGUCAACUUGAUUACCGACUGUCUUCUUCUCGCAGCUUUUGGUCUUCGGGUAGCCGGCCUUAGUCUUGAUGCAAGCAAAGAUGACCAGGCUCAGCUAUUGCAUUUCCGGAGCUUCCAAGUUCUCAGUUGCGUGGCGCCCUUCAUCUGGAUGAAACUGUUGACUGUAUUCGAUGGCUUCAAGACAGAAAUGGCCAGGAUGCUUCGAGAGUCAACUAUUUUCUUUAUUCUACUUGCUAUCAUGGGCAUUGGUUUUGUACAGUCGUUAUAUGCCCUGGACGCUGCAGAUGGAGAAUCUGGGGGGCGAGGUAUUGUGAUCAAUAACCUUAUUCAGGCUCUUCUGGGAGCCCCGGACUUUGAUUCGCCCUCGGAACGGUUCGGUUACCCUUUCGGACUUAUCAUUUUCUACGGAUGGAACUUCGUAGCAACCAUCAUCCUCGUCAACGUUUUGAUUGCUCUGUUCGGAUCCGCCUACUCCGACGUGACCGAUAAUGAGACGGACGAAUACCUGGUUUUCUUUGCCCAUAAAACUAUAGACUUGAUCCGUGCUCCAGACUCAUACGUCUACCCUGCACCAUUCAACCUCAUUGAAGCCUUCUUGAUUGCGCCAUUUGAAUGGAUUCUCCCCAGGGAUAUGUACAUAGAGCUUAAUCGCUACACCAUGACUGUUUUGUUCUUUGUCCCGCUAGCGUUUAUUGCGCUCUUCGAGUCUCAAAUAUCUCAUUCAAAGAAUCGUAGCAUCAGUGCGUACUUCAACGAGCCUCCGCCCGAUGAGGAAGGCGAUCCUGUUAUCGAGGAUCCGACUUGCGAGGGUGACGACAACGGAGAGAUAUCGAGAAUUAAAUUUGAAAAUCUAAUCAGCGUUUUUCCAAAUACUGCACUCACUGAGAGCGCUGUUAUUCAUCAGGAGAUGAAAACCAUGAGAAAGCAAUUAGAUAGGCUUGAAAAGCUUCUACUAGAGCCCAGGGCUAAAACUGCCUAGAAAGGCUGUGAACCAGGGUGUGCCGGCUUCUUUUCGAGCAAGCGACAAGGUCUAGUCUGUCAGGGUCAGUAACCAGAGUUUCUCAUGAUAAGAAGCAAAAUGAUAGAGUCAAAUCGACAUCUGGCUCAGAAAACUGUUUCAAGAGCAUUAUGAUGUAAUGAAUCAUCUGCCUUGAUUCGUGGGUGGGACUUUUGUUUCCGAAGAAUAAAUGUCGAAUCGGUAUUACGGACUGUACUAGCAAGUGUGUAUAUGAAUGGUGUGGCC